UGGAUUUGUACCGGUGGUGGAGACAUAUCUACAUUCCACACUCUCCCUUUUCUCCUAUUUCAGCUGAAAUUUUGCGAUUCCGAAGAAAGCAAGAAGAAUUAAUUGUUGCUCAUUAAUUGGGCCCUAAAAGACAAGCUUGUUUUUCGCGUUCAACAAGGAGAGUUUCCAAGAGGGUGAAAUGCUGCUUGCCUCUUCCGAAUUUCUAAAUCGAGCCUAAUCCACUGGUGGAUUCUUGUAUUCUGCCGAGAAAUUACAACAAAUCUAAGCCGCCCAAAAUCCAAAUGACGAGCAAGGCUUAUUUGCAACAAACUGGUGAGAGAGCUAGUCCCCAGAUGUCUGCGUAACAGAGCACACUGCCCUGCCCAGCUUGCCGAUCCUAAUGAUUAUUCCGGUCGCUCUGCCGUUCACCUUUAUGAAUUCAGUCAACCAUCGGACUUGACCCGGAUUUUAUCGGCACCAAGAACAAUAUCGAUUGCGACCAAGUAAAAGGUUACCUGUAGUGUUUCAGCAUUUUUCUCUGUCACAAACCAACCAUGACCAUCGUCACCGGUCUGCACAGCAGCUUCGUUUCUCAGAUCACAGGCUACAUUAAAAGAGGGUAUCCCAGUUUUUGUGGUAUGAAUCACUUGUCAAGAGGGAGUGCGGUGAUGUUAUGAAUCUAAAGCCAAUCUUGUCUCCCGAAGUAUACACCAUUUACCGUCGGCUAAGGAACCAUAUUUUCUAGUAAGAGCACUGGACUUCGUUUCAUGGGGUGCACAAAGUUUUGAUGCCUUCUAUCACUUUCUAAAGCCUUAAAUCUGAUUCUUUUAAGGUAUGGCAAGAAGUAGAGACAGAACUGAGGAUUUUAAGGACACUGUUCGCUCUAUAGCUCUUUCUCUAGGAUAUAAUGAGUCCAAAACGGCAGCUAUAUUAGCAUCCUUCAUUAUGCAUAAACCUCGCCAAAGAUCAACUUUUACCAAAGCUGCUCUUAGAACGCUCGAAAGCAUCAAAACUCUGGAACAGUUCAUCCUGAAGCACCGGAAGGAUUAUGUGGAUCCACAUCGCACCACUGAACAAGAAAGGGACAGCAUUGAGCAUGAAGUUAGUGUCUUCAUAAAAACUUGCAAAGAACAGAUAGAUAUUCUCAAAAAUAGGAUACAUGAUGAAGAUACAAGUGGGAAGUCAAAGGCAUGGCUUACCAUGCGGAGUGAUAAUUCUCAUGUUGAUAUUGUAGCCCACAAACAUGGUGUGGUUUUGAUUUUAAGUGAGAAACUUCAUUCAAUCACGUCUCAGUUUGACCAACUAAGGGCCAUACGCUUCCAGGAUGCUGUUAAUAAAGCAAUGCCAAGACGAAAAAUGCACCAGGUUACCAAUUCAAAUUCACCAAUUAUCACUAAAUCUAAUCAGUCAGAGGUCAAGGAGCCAGAUGAGCUCCCAUCUGAACAUCAAAGAGUUCAGCAGCAAUUCUUGGAUGAUGAAACACGUGCUCUUCAGGUGGAGUUGACAAAUCUUUUAGAUACUGUUCAAGAAACUGAAACUAAAAUGGUGGAGAUGUCCGCAUUAAAUCAUCUGAUGGCCACACAUGUUCUUCAACAGACUCAACAGAUAGAGCUUCUGUAUGAACAGGCAGUUGAAGCUACAAAGAACGUGGAAAUGGGUAACAAAGAGAUCUCUCAAGCCGUUCAGCGCAACAGCAGUAGCAGAACUUUUCUUUUGCUUUUCUUAUUUGUACUUACUUUCUCAAUCCUGUUUCUGGACUGGUACAACUAAAUCUUUCUGCAUUUCCAUAAUAUUUUGGUUAUUCACAUCCUUUUCCUUACUUUUUUACCUUCCCUGUAUUUUUUUAUUGGAAUAUAGUUUUCAAUGCAUUCAUGACAAAGGUAAGUGGAUUUUCUUA
Molecule: messenger RNA, 1876 nt
Organism: Nelumbo nucifera (sacred lotus)
Lineage: Eukaryota; Viridiplantae; Streptophyta; Magnoliopsida; Proteales; Nelumbonaceae
Product: syntaxin-81-like
Biological process (GO): retrograde vesicle-mediated transport, Golgi to endoplasmic reticulum
Cellular component (GO): membrane; SNARE complex; endoplasmic reticulum
Source: RefSeq, a predicted model, not a curated record